CCACACUCUCCCUUUCAGAUCUUCAUCUCCUUCCUCUUCUCUACUCUUCAUCACAGUCCUCAGAAACACAAAACACAACCCAAAAGAGAGAGGGGGAGAAGUAAAUCAAGAUGUCUCUCACUAUUCCCACAAACUUCUCAAAGUCCAUGUUGAAGCCUAAGCUCAGCUCUCCCUUGGUCCUAAAGCCAAGGACCAUGGUCACUGUGUGCUCAGCCACCCCAAACCCAGAGAAAAUAUCCACUGCUUCAGCAAUGCAGACUUUCUCUGCUGCCCUCGCACUCUCCUCCAUCAUCUUGGGCGCAGCUCCUAUCCCAGCCAUGGCUGACAUCGCAGGGCUAACCCCAUGCAAGGACUCCAAGCAGUUCGCCAAGCGCGAGAAGCAGUCGAUCAAGAAGCUCGAGUCAUCAUUGAAGCUGUACGCACCGGACAGCGCACCUGCCUUGGCCAUCAAUGCAACCAUAGAGAAGACCAAGAGAAGGUUUGACAACUACGGCAAGCAGGGUUUACUCUGUGGGGCUGAUGGUCUCCCUCAUUUGAUUGUGAGCGGUGACCAGAGGCACUGGGGUGAGUUCAUCACCCCCGGGAUUCUGUUCCUUUACAUUGCUGGGUGGAUCGGGUGGGUUGGAAGGAGCUACUUGAUUGCCAUUAGGGAUGACAAGAAGCCAACACAGAAGGAGAUCAUCAUUGAUGUGCCUUUGGCUACUGGCUUGGUUUUCAGAGGCUUCAGUUGGCCCAUUGCUGCUUACAGAGAGUUGUUGAACGGUGAACUCAUUGCCAAGGACGUGUAAACUUAGCUUUUCAGGUCAUUUUGGGUUUUUAUUUGUUUCAAUUUCUUGUAUAAUAUGUAAAACUUACAUGGAUUAUGUGUAUGAAAUGCUUGUGUUCGAAACUGAUCUAUCCAACUUUGACAUUUCUACCUUUAAUUUGUUU
Molecule: messenger RNA, 930 nt
Organism: Fragaria vesca subsp. vesca
Lineage: Eukaryota; Viridiplantae; Streptophyta; Magnoliopsida; Rosales; Rosaceae
Product: photosystem I reaction center subunit III, chloroplastic-like
Exons: 1
Coding region: 111-788 (225 amino acids)
Biological process (GO): photosynthesis
Cellular component (GO): chloroplast thylakoid membrane; photosystem I; photosystem I reaction center
Source: RefSeq, a predicted model, not a curated record